ACAUGACAACUUUUCGAAGCAGUUUUCAAAAGUUUCUAUUACUAUGCAUUUUUGAUUUUGAAGUUUUUUAAGCAGUUACUUGUGUUAUUGUUAUCUGUUAUCGACUGCCUUUGUUAUCAAUUGUAGGCGCAUUUCAUAUUAUUGACUCAUUUUUAUAAUGUUGUUCUUUGCUUCAGAUUUUUUCAUACUUUUCUCAAGCUAUCACAAAACACACAAUCAAGCUAGACAACAGCCGAUAAAUAUAUACGUUUGAUUUGGGUAUUUACUAUUGAAGCAGUUUAAUUCAUCGGGUUAGGGUGCAUGUUUUACUUUCGUUAAACUUGCGGACUAAAAAUCUGUCCAUUUGUUGUCCCUAAUAUAAUAACAUACCGGUUCCACUUUAUUUUGACUGAAUUUUAACAUUUGCUGAACGUAAUCGCAUUUCGUUGGUAAGAUAAAAUUAUGGAAGGUCUGCCGUUUUUGCCAGGAAAUGCCUUUAAAGACCCUACGCAAAACAAUUUUCACCUUUCUCACACUCUGGAUAUGAAAAAUGGUUUACGAUAUGCGAAAGCCUACCCAGAAGUUGGGAUUGGUGGUCGUCCUUUGAAAGUCAACCAGCUAAACGAGGAAGAAUUAGACGAAUUAGCAAAUUUUCAGCCGACUUUAACUUAUGGAAGGACGAAACAGUCGCUUGUUUCUGAAUUCAUUCCUGCCCACGUCGCGUUGUAUAAUAAGGUCCUUCGAUUUUAUGGAUAUUUCAAAGAAACAGUUAACGAAUCACAAGUUGAGCACUACAGAGUCCGGCUGGUUCAGAUAUUGUACUUCCUAGAGGACGACAGCAUGCUGGUGAUGGAACCCCCACAAAACAAUAGUGGUAUACCUCAAGGAAAAUUAGUUUGUAGACAUAGAAUUCCAAAGAAUGAUAUCGGGGAUUGUUACAAUUGGCGUGAUCUGAAUCUUGGUACAAAUCUGGCUAUAUAUGGUCGAGUUUAUCGCAUUACAAACUGUGACAAGUUUACAAAGGACUUUUUAGAGAGCGAAGGAGUUAUUGUGAAUGAACCUGAACAGGAACCAAUAGAUCCAUAUUUGGCUGAAAGAGCUAAACGUGAAGCUAUAGCUCUUGGCAAAACACCUUCAUCCUUUGAUAAACGACGUCAGUAUCUCGAACUUGAUCGUAAGGUUUUACGAUUUUACGCCGUACAGGAUGAACGACAUGAAAUGUUUGGUGAAUGUCGUAAAUUUAUUAUACAUUAUUAUUUAGCUGAUGACACUUUGGAAAUACGUGAAAUUCAUACAGCGAAUGAUGGUCGUGAUCCAUUCCCCUUAUUAUUGAGACGUGAAAGAAUACCAAAAUGUCGUGAUACUAUCCCUCAAUCAUUUCCAAGUGUCAGUAUGGAAAUAACUGAAAAUGAAGUGAAAGAAUAUUUCUCACCGAAAGAUUUUCAUAUUGGUCAAUCAGUUAAUAUUCUUGGUCGGAAAUAUUUAAUAUAUGAUUGUGAUAAUUUUACAAAAGCAUGGUAUCAUAAUAAUUUUGGAUUAACAGAAUUUACUCCAUUAGAUAUAGAAAUUAAACAACCGGAAUUACCGAAAAAGGAAAUUCCACCAUAUAAUGGCUUUGGAACAAUUGAAGAUAGUUUAGUAUCUACAAAAUCAUUCAUUUUAAAACCUCCAAAAGUUGAUUUCGCAAAACAAGUGGAUUAUGCACAAAAAGUGUUAAGAUAUGAAGCUCGUUUAGAUAGUUUUCGACCUGAAGAUGCAUAUCGACGAUUUAUCAUAUCGUAUCAUCUGGCUGAUGAUAUGAUAUCAAUUUUUGAAACUCCGAUAAGAAACUCUGGUUUCCCUGGUGGGACAUUUCUCAAAAGAUCAAGAGUUAUGAAACCUGGAAGUACAUUAGAUAAUCCAAUUUAUUAUGGUCCUAUAGAUUUUUCAAUUAAUUCAAAAAUUGAUAUAUUUGGUACACGUUUCAUUAUAACCGAUGCUGAUGAAUAUGUUCUUAAAUUUCUUGAAGCUAAUCGUGAUCAAUUUUCUGAUGAAUUAAUUAAUGGUUUACAUGAACAUUUAAAUAAUAAAGAAAAUCAAACAACAAUUAAACAACAGUUUCAUCAUAAAGGAGGUAAUGUUGACUUUAAACGAGAAGAUGGUGAUAUUAACGAUAUUAUGAGUGAAGUUAGAAUGCAACUAAAGAAAAUGUCAAUAACAGAUAAAUGUAGAAUUGAUGAUAUGUUUCUUACAUAUAAUAAAGACAGACGUGGUUGUAUUGACAUUGAAAAUUUGAAAGACAUGUGUAAGAAAAUCCACAUUCCGCCAGAUGAGGAUGUACUCAAGGCGUUACUUGAUAAGUAUGGUACUGAAGGAAAAAUGUCACUAGAACAAUUUGGAAGAUUUUUUGAACAGCCAUAAUUAUAAUGAACCAUGAAUAGUACUUAUAAUGAAAUAAACUUUUUGCACUUGUUUAUCUGUAGUAGAAGAGUUGAAUGAGAUAUAACUAACUUCUAAUUUGUCUUUAAGAUAGUUGAGUUCAUAAAACAAAACAAAUUUAAUAUAAAUAAGCAUAUAUGUAAUGCCAUUUUUUGUACAAGUCAGUUUAUUAUCACAACAUUUGCAAUCGAUGAAAUGCUUCAUAAUGCAGAUUAAAUUACGUCAACUCUUGAAACAUAUUGGAUUUACUUGACAAAAUAUUUAUAGUGUGUGCACAUUUAAUAGAAAUCCAUAUUAUGAUGAUUGAAGAAAUAAAGAAUUAUAAUGCAUGUCCAUGAAAC
Molecule: messenger RNA, 2738 nt
Organism: Schistosoma intercalatum
Lineage: Eukaryota; Metazoa; Platyhelminthes; Trematoda; Strigeidida; Schistosomatidae
Source: the annotation of a GenBank genome assembly